UGCACGCGCACACGCGCUUGUCAGCAGAACAGAUACAGCUCGCGCUCGCAGACGAACAUCACGCGCUCAUUCUGAAUUAAAGUGAAUAAAAACGUCCUCGGUACAAGACUGGAGUUAUUCGAGUUAAGAGUUAGAGCCAAGCGUCUCAAAUGGAGACAGAAGCCCUGGAUGUCCAACAGCGGGACGGAGGGCAGGGCAGCGCACCGGACAAGUUCAUGCCCCAGGAGAGUCAUGUCCACACGACACAACCACAGGCCACCCGCAAACCUGACAUCACAGGUCCUGUCCCAGCUGAGAUUGUUGUCAACGGAAGAAAUGAGUCCCUGACAGACAGUGUCUCAACCAAUGAUGAUGCUUUACUGCUUCCUGACCACAUACCUACAGUUUCACGCAAAAUAGAGAAAGGCAACGUGAAGCCCAGUAUUCCCAGUGGCUCUGCUAUAAUUCGUACUCCUCCGGCUUCUUCAUCAGGAGGAUCGACGCCUCGCCCGACAACACAACAGAAAUGCAACGGACAUGCAAAGUGCAAUGGACACAGAAAACACACACCCUCCACCUCCAAGAGCAAGCAGCGCUUCAAGGCUGAUGCCUCGCAGAUACAGAGAGUAGCUGGAGAUGACUGCUGUGCACACUGCAUCCUAGCGUGUCUGUUCUGCGAGGUGCUGUCGUGGUGUUCGGCCGUGGCUCAGUGUUUGGCCUGCGGUCUGGAGUGUGACGCUCUCUGCUGCUGUGGGGAAGCGGCCACCGGAGGUCUGGCCUGCUGUACUGAGGACACCUGCUCUGCCCUGCUGGAUUGUGGGAUACUGGAGGACUGUUGCCAGUCUUCAGACUGUCUGGAGAUCUGUGUGGAAUGCUGCUCCAUCUGUUUCACUGCCUAACUGGACUCUCAACAGACUGAUAUCAACUGCUCAAUAGACUGUAAGCGUUGGGUAUAUAUAUCAUUGUUAUCCCACAUUUUGUAUUUAUUUAGAAUGAAAAUGAAGUUGUUGCAUCAGUCAAAGUUGGCCGUUUCUGUACGAGGCUACUCUCUGAAUUCUGACAGGCUUUAAAUCUAAAGUGUGUUAUUUUUUAAAUACCUACAGAAUCCAUUUUUUUUUAUGUUAAAUAUUGCUUCGCUUAUUGGUAAAAUCGACCAUUGGCGUUAGUUCAGGAAAUCUUUUUCAUUAUUGCAAUUCUGUUUGGUGACACUAGUGGCACAGGAAUGACACACUUCAUCUUUACCGGGGAAGAGCAAAAGAUUUAGACCACCGUUUGGAAGUUGGUAGGAUUGUGCAGCAAAACAUGAUUUUUGUCUUGUUUUCCAGUACAAAUAUCUAAACAAUGUUAAAUCAAGUUAUAUUUAUUUGAGAUGCAAAAUUACUUAAGGUAUUAGGUCUUAAGGUUAUUGUAUUUACCCCACUGGCAGAUUAUAUUUUCUUGUUUUUGAUGAUUUCAGACAAGACUUAAUAUCUUGGGUUGCUUCUCAAGUAAAUGUUCAUGAUUUAAGAAUUGUUAGAUAUUUGUAAUUGAAAACAACAUCAAAAUGACUAUUUGUAAUAUGGAUGUUUCAAGUUUUUACUUGGUCACAAAAUACAGUAAAAACUGUAAAAAAAAUUGUGAAAUAUUAUUACAGUUUUCUAUUUGAAUAUAUUUCAAAAUAUAAUUUAUUCCUGUGAUACAACGCUGAAUUUUCAGCAUCAUUCCUUCAGUCUUCAGGCACAUGAUCUUCAGAAAUUAUUCUGAUAUUCUGAUUUGCUGCUUAAGAAACAUUUUGUUAUUAUCAAUGCUGAAAACAGUUGUGCUGCUUAACAUGUAUAUGUUUGAAGCCCUGACACUUGUUUUAGGAUUAUUUGAUGAAUAGAACUUUUUAAAACAACAGCAUUUAUAUAGCAAUUGAGUCUUUACUGUCACUUUUGAUACAUUUUAUGCAUCUUUGCUGAGUAAAAGUAAUUUCUUUCUUACUGACCCCAGACUUUUUAACAGUAGUGUAAAUGUUUGUCGCCUAUAACAAGGGGGUUAUUCAGAUAAAGUAGUUAAUAUUCUGCUGGUCAUCUGAUCACAACAUGAGAGCAAAUCGACCUUUAUGUGGAAUAAUACUUUUUUCAUUUUAUAGUGCUUAGAAAAACAAUCUAGUAAGUCAUUUAUUCUAAAGAAUCAAUUUGAUCCUAAUAGUCAUUCUCUGUUUUAAAGUUUAGUAUGGCAGCUGAGAUUGAGGCAUGAGGAUCUUUGUUCUCAGCAUUCUUAACUAAAGCUGGGUGAUGCAAAUCACCAGUCAGGAUGACUAUUAAAGCACUCGCAUAUUCCUCUGGGCAUGUUGAAUUUCACAGACUUUCUCCAGAUGACUCUGGCCAGUGUUUGUACAGCAGGCACUGCUCUAGAGAGAGCUGAUGUUGAGUCUGGCACAAGCUGGACAAGCUUUACUGACACCACCUCCCUCCCUCUCUUCAUCCCGCUGUGGCUUACACAUUAUAAACAUCAACUGAAAAUGCUGCUCUCCAUCACUGAUUUAUUGAUUAUAUAAUAAGCAAUUAACGAUUUGCAAUAUUUGAAAGUUUUGUUCAAGCAUAAUUUUUCAUGUAGGAUUAAUAAAGUAUCUGCCUAUCGUUUAAUGCUAUCAUUCAAUCUGUUUAGUUAAAAGAUCAAAAAGAAAAUAAAUUAUUAGAAUGCUAAUUAU
Carassius auratus (goldfish) is the source of this 2653-nucleotide messenger RNA. Its product is annotated as myoD family inhibitor-like. The record is from RefSeq and is a predicted model, not a curated record. The transcript has 5 exons. NCBI's taxonomy places the organism in Eukaryota, Metazoa, Chordata, Actinopteri, Cypriniformes, Cyprinidae. The coding region runs from base 150 to 878 and encodes 242 amino acids.